Messenger RNA from Caenorhabditis remanei, 741 nucleotides. RefSeq lists its product as uncharacterized. The record is from RefSeq and is a predicted model, not a curated record. The coding region runs from base 1 to 741 and encodes 246 amino acids. NCBI's taxonomy places the organism in Eukaryota, Metazoa, Nematoda, Chromadorea, Rhabditida, Rhabditidae. The transcript is spliced from 4 exons.
AUGUCGCAAGAAAGCUCGAAAAAAUUUGCAAUGAAUCCACAAAAGAAGCGUUUGGAACAGCUCAAAAAACGGCGGGAACAUCAGGAAAUGUUGGAGAAGCAGCAGUUAGCUCAUAAUAGUAAAAGUAAGAAAAAGAUGUCGAGAGAAGUGGUGAGUAAUCCGGAGACACAGCAAACGGAGACAGAUGUGAAAAUGAGUGCGGAGGUGGUGGAUUAUGAGUACUCAGUUGAGGAGGACUAUGAAGACGAUGAGUACAAGGCGACAAACAACGAAGUGAUCAAAAAACUGCUAAUCGAGGAGAAACGUCUUCUAAAGUCGGUGAAACUCGCCGGUGAAAACGAGAAGAAGCUGAAUACGGUACAAGAAGAGAUCGGAAAACGGUACGAUGAGUUCGAGAAGUGUUUGGAUGAGAUGGAUAAACAGUUGACAAAUUAUGAGGCGAAGGCGAGAGACUCGUAUUUGAAUAUUGACAGCAAUAUCCAACCAUUAUGCAAACGAUGGCAAGCGUCCCAAAAAACAAUGGCCUCCGUCAAGAUUCACGUCACGGGACCCAUCGCUCCGUCGAGUGUCUUUGGAAAUUUGGCACAUUAUGGAAUAUCGAUUUUGAGACAAGUCUUAUUCUACAUGGCAUACUGUAGGGACUUGAUGCCGAGAUUACAUCCGUCGCCUGUCAUGAUGACUCCGCCCACUUCUGACUCCCCGCGGACAUUGAACUCGUUGAGGAUUACCGCGUCGGAUUGA